AUGCAUGUCCCGAGUGGUGGCGCCGACGAGGCCGUCACGUUCUCCGUCCUCGCGGACGUGGAGCCUGGUGCUUCGGUCCGCGCCGUGGGGUCCAUCGACGCGCUGGGGCACUGGCAGCCGGAGAGGGGCGCCGAGCUGCAGAGAGAUCGGGCUUCGGCGCCCCCCCGCUGGUCGGCCACCCUGAGGAUUCCUGGGGGACUGGACGCCUGGAACGAUGUCGAGUACAAGUUUGUCAAGGUGCUCCAGAACAGGGGCGCGGUCUGGGAGGAGUGCGAGAACCGGCGGAUACGGACAGCGCAGCUGGGCAACGGCAGCGCCGCGGUGCCCAGGUUCUCCGAGCGCCUGCCCCACGCCCUCGGGGCGCGCCUCGCGCGGGCGGCCGCCGCCGCCUCGCCGAGCGCCGCGGCGGCGCCGAGCGCCGCGCCGAGUGCCGCGCCGAGCGCCGUGCCCAGUCUGGCGGCCUCCGAUGUCGAGGACGAGGUCCAGUGGGAGGCCACCUGCACGGUGACCAGGCCGGCGACAGGCUGGGAGGGCUGGUCGGGUCGCGCCGGCCUGGGCGACUGGAGCCCGGCCAGAGGUCUCGAGUUCACGACCUCGGCUACACUUUUCCCACGCUGGAUCGCCAAGGCGCGGCUGCGCCCUGGCACCCCCCUGGAGUGGAAGCUCGUCAUAUGCCGCGCGGGCGAGGAGGAGUGGGAGCAGGGCUCCAACCGGCGCACCGUUCUUGCGCCUGGCCAGGAGUCCAGAGUGUGGUUUGUGUCCGUGCACUUCGGCGGCGCCUGCCGCGAGCCGGAGCUCAGAACCCCGCCGAGGAGGUCGGUUAGCAACCCGUCGGAGCCGUCGGCGCCGUCGAUCAUCUCGGGGUUGAGGCGCCACAG
Prorocentrum cordatum is the source of this 878-nucleotide messenger RNA. The record is from the annotation of a GenBank genome assembly. Lineage: Eukaryota; Dinophyceae; Prorocentrales; Prorocentraceae.